AGGACAUCUAAUAUAAAACCAUUAAAACGCAACUAUGUCUCAUUUAAAGGAUAUCGGCAUUUGUCAGUGUAAAUAUUGCUGGAGACUGCGAGACUUCAUGAAUCAUUUGGCGUUUUUUAUUGAAACAUUUAUCGUAUUAGGUUUAUCUAGUUUUCUUUGUUCAUCUUCAUCUUCAAAGGAAAUUCCAACAUGUGUUAAGUACGACAAUAAAUGUUGUGCAGGUUACAAGUGGAGUAUCGAAAUUGAUCAAUGCGAAAAAUGUUUACCUGGAUAUAGUGGAUUCAACUGUAGUCACCCAUGUCCUUAUCCUCAUUAUGGAGACGAGUGUCAAGGAAAAUGUGACUGUGACAACGACACUUGUGAUUUUUCCACUGGUUGUACAGUUGAUACCUCGAGCUCUGAUAUUGGAACUCUAUCUUCGCUUAGCAAAGUAACAGAAAUAGGAAUAACUGAAAAUAAUACUGUUUUGGGAACAAAGAGUUCUACUGAUUUUCCAGUCAGAAAUUCUUCCAGUGUAAAUGAUUUUCUCCUCGUUCUAAUAGAGACACUAGGAGGUAUUGAUGUUUUAUUUAUAUUUGCUCAUUUUUUGCUGUACAUUAAUGACCGAAGAAAUAGAACUGAUAUAAAUAGAAUGGAUACAACUAUCAAUCAUCACCGAACAAGCAACGUAUAUGAGAAUGUCGAUUUUGAUAUACCAUCAACAUCAGAUUUAUGAAACCAGUUUCUCCAUUGUUUUUUAUGUUAUGUAAAUUGUUUUUGAUU
This is a messenger RNA of Saccostrea cuccullata (small rock oyster), 762 nucleotides long. RefSeq lists its product as uncharacterized. The transcript has 4 exons. The record is from RefSeq and is a predicted model, not a curated record. Bases 35 to 715 code for a protein of 226 amino acids. Lineage: Eukaryota; Metazoa; Mollusca; Bivalvia; Ostreida; Ostreidae.